GAACAUAAAUCUCAUGAUGGUAGAACUGCUCUGCGUGUCGCUGUACUCGAAGGUCAUAUGGAUGUCAUCAAUUAUCUAGUCCACACCGGGUGUGAUAUAAACUGCCUAGAUGCUGACGGUCGUUCUAUACUCUACGUAUUAGCUUUGGAAAAUAAACUUGAAAUCGCGGAUCUGUUGUUGGAGAAUUGCGCUGAAUGUGAUGUGGAGAGCUCAGAUCAUGAAGGCCGUACGCCACUCCAUGUGGCUGCCUGGCAAGGACAUUUGGAUAUGGUUGAGUUAUUGUUGAGUCAUUGUGCAGAUGUGAAUGCAGUUGAUAAUGAUAAUAGGACUGCCCUGCAAUCAGCUUCAUGGCAAGGCGAUGCUAAGAUUGUUAAAGUGUUGUUAGAGCGUGGUGCCGAAGUUGAUCAUGCAUGUAAUCAAGGUGCGACUGCCUUGUGUAUAUCCGCACAGGAGGGCCAUGAGGAUGUCGUUCGUGUGUUAUUAAAAUAUCAAGCCGAUCCUAGUCAUACCGAUCAGUUCGGGCGAACUGCGUCACGUGUCGCUAUCAAAGGAGGCCACACUGGAGUCGUCAGGGCCCUUGAGGAAUUCUCAUCUCUGCCUUCGUCUAAUGGUACAAACGGCACGAAAAAUACAAACACUUCAGAAUCGAAGCAAUCAUCAGUGAGUCAUGUGUCAGUAAUGAGUCAAGCUAUGAUGAGUCUUGCCACGGAAACGACAAGUAGCCACACGGGUCCUAACACGUCAUCAUCGGAGUCUCCUACCACAACCAUGGAUAGGAGGAAAUCAUACGUGUCCAAUGAGUCUUCUAGUAAUUUAACAUCCUCAAAUACAGGAACAAUGUCAACCAAUCAGAGCAGUAAUAGCGUCCCACAUGACCCUCAAAGUAUGACUUUUACGCAGCAAUUGCAACAAUGUACAUCACGAAGCCGUAAUCGGCCAUUGAGCAAAAUGUUGUCUCCCGUGAGUGAGCCUCACGAGAGUCCAGUCCACUCCCCCAUACAAUCCCCUCUUAGUGAUAUUACCCCUAAAACAUCUGAAAAUAAACUCAUAAAUGGUAUGAAUAUGCCAAUAUACCAUGAACUGGACCCUCAACCACAACGCAGUCUAGUGGCCCCGAUACGUAUAAUCUCAAACCCAAAUGAGGUGUACAAUCUAAAUGAAAUAGAUGAUGACCAAAUAUGGCAAGCAAAACCGCGCCCAACAUAUUCAGUUGAGCCAGCUUCGAUAACCCGUAAAGGAAAAGGUCCCGUGAUGGGACGAGCUGCUUUAACCAUUCAUUCCCCCGAUACAAGACAACCACAGAGACAAAAUGGAGUUACUCCAAAAUACAGCUAUGCCAAAAACGUCAAAACUGAUGUUUAUCAAGCCAAACAUAACCCUGCUUUGAAGGCCUCUGAAAAGAAUGUUGAUAUUCAAAAAGGAGGCCCUAGUAUGCAGUUAGUUGUAAACACUGGCUUCAGAAAGCCACCUAAAAGACCAACAAGACUUGCCAUUGACAAAGAGACACCUUUAUAGUUGUAAGUAAGCCAUUGGACUUUAAUGGGCUAAAUGAAGUUUUUACUUAGAAAGAAAAAUACAAACAUCAAUUUUUUUCUACUGAGUGUAAAAUUUGAAUCUCAGUUCUAUCUAAUUGAAGUUUAUCA
Owenia fusiformis is the source of this 1643-nucleotide messenger RNA. Lineage: Eukaryota; Metazoa; Annelida; Polychaeta; Sabellida; Oweniidae. The record is from the annotation of a GenBank genome assembly.